This is a messenger RNA of Bufo bufo (common toad), 4383 nucleotides long. It is a transcript of the gene XAB2, whose product is annotated as XPA binding protein 2. Gene Ontology annotation, molecular function: protein binding. Bases 75 to 2588 code for a protein of 837 amino acids. Gene Ontology annotation, biological process: mRNA splicing, via spliceosome; generation of catalytic spliceosome for first transesterification step. The record is from RefSeq and is a predicted model, not a curated record. The transcript is spliced from 19 exons. Gene Ontology annotation, cellular component: post-mRNA release spliceosomal complex; U2-type catalytic step 2 spliceosome; Prp19 complex. Lineage: Eukaryota; Metazoa; Chordata; Amphibia; Anura; Bufonidae.
AGGCGUGGUACGGGCUCCUUGAAGGGACAAUUCCCGGCAGUGACGUUGUUAAGCCGAGUCGCUGGAACUACAACAUGCCGGAAAAAGAAAUCUCGUUUGAAGAAGAUGACUUGCAGUUUGAGGAGGAGAUCCUGCGGAAUCCAUAUUCUGUCAAGUGCUGGAUGAGAUAUAUUGAAUCCAAGGGCUCCGCACCGGCUCAUACCCUUAACCUCAUCUAUGAGAGGGCACUUAAGGAGCUUCCAGGAAGCUACAAGCUGUGGUACGCCUAUCUAAAGCAGCGCAGGAAGCAGGUGAAGAGGCGAUGCAUCACUGAUCUGGCCUUCGAGGAGGUGAAUAAUUGCCAUGAGAGAGCCCUGGUCUUCAUGCACAAGAUGCCCCGGAUUUGGCUGGAUUACUGCCAGUUCCUCGUGGAGCAGUGUAAAAUUACCCGCACUAGGAGAACGUUUGACCGGGCUCUUCGCGCUCUUCCCAUUACACAGCACUAUCGAGUCUGGCCCCUUUACUUACGCUUUGUCCGUGCACACCCCCUACCAGAGACUGCGGUCAGGGUCUACAGGAGGUACUUGAAACUGUGUCCUGAGAAUGCGGAGGAGUACAUAGAAUAUCUACGCUCUAUUGACAGACUGGAUGAAGCGGCCUCCAGACUGGCAGGCAUUGUAAACCACGAUGACUUUGUAUCAAAGGAAGGAAAAUCUAAUUACCAGUUAUGGCAGGAGCUGUGUACCCUACUGUGCCAGAACCCAGGAUCUGUCCGCUCCCUUGACUCAGCAGCCAUCAUUCGAGGUGGCUUGACGCGCUUUACAGAUCAGAGGGGAAAGCUGUGGUGCGCCCUUGCAGAAUAUCACACACGCAGUGGCCAUUUUGAAAAGGCUCGAGAUGUGUAUGAGGAGGCCAUUCAGACCGUCACCACUGUACGUGACUUCACCCAAGUCUUCGACAGCUACGCUCAGUUUGAAGAGAGCAUCAUUGCUGCUAAAAUGGAGACUGUCAGUGAGAUGGGAAAAGAAGAGGACGAUGACCUGGACCUGGAGCUGAGAUUGGCUCGCUUUGAGCAGCUGAUGGAGCGGAGACCUGUUUUACUGAAUGGGGUGUUACUCCGACAGAACCCACACAAUGUUCACGAGUGGCACAAGAGGGUACAGCUCUAUCAAGGCAAGCCACGAGAGAUUAUUAACACAUUCACAGAGGCUGUCCAGACUGUGAAUCCAGCCAAGGCAACUGGGAAACCGCACACGUUAUGGGUGGCAUUCGCCAAGUUCUAUGAGGACAAUGGCCAAAUCGAUGACGCUCGAGCGAUCCUGCAGAGAGCGACCCAGGUGCAGUACACACAUGUGGAUGACUUGUCCGCUGUUUGGUGUCAGUUUGGUGAGAUGGAGCUGAGACAUGAGAAUUAUGAGGAGGCGCUGUCUAUAUUAAGGAAAGCCACGGCAGUACCGGCCCGCAAGGCUGAAUAUUUUGAUGCCUCUGAGCCGGUGCAGAACAGACUCUACAAAUCCCUGAAAGUCUGGUCCAUGUUGGCCGACCUGGAGGAAAGUUUGGGGACUUUCAAGUCCACAAAGGCGGUAUACGAUCGCAUUGUCGACCUCCGCAUAGCCACGCCACAGAUCAUCAUCAACUACGCUUUCUUCUUGGAAGAACACAACUAUUUUGAAGAAAGUUUUAAGGCCUAUGAACGUGGUAUCGCCCUUUUCCGCUGGCCUAAUGUCUAUGACAUCUGGAGCACUUACCUGUCUAAGUUCAUUGCUCGGUAUGGAGGGAAGAAGCUGGAGAGAGCUCGGGACCUCUUUGAACAAGCCUUGGAUGGUUGUCCUCGAAAGUUUGCAAAAAAUAUAUUCCUGCUGUAUGCAAAACUGGAGGAAGAGCACGGUCUGGCCCGCCACGCCAUGGCUCUGUAUGAGCGAGCGACUCAGGCAGUGGAACCAGGAGAGCAGUACGAGAUGUUUAACAUUUACAUUAAGAGAGCGGCUGAAAUCUAUGGCGUUACACACACCCGCAGCAUUUAUGAGCGGGCCAUUGAGAUUUUGCAAGAUGACCAGGCCCGGGAGAUGUGUCUACGAUUUGCUGACAUGGAGUGUAAAUUAGGAGAAAUUGACCGUGGCCGAGCUGUGUAUUCCUACUGCUCUCAAAUGUGCGAUCCCCGGUUGACCUCAGGGUUUUGGCAGACCUGGAGAGAUUUUGAGGUGCGGCAUGGUAAUGAGGACACACUGCGUGAGAUGCUGCGGGUCAAGCGUAGCGUACAAGCCAAGUACAACACACAGGGGACGUUCCUUGUAUCUCAAAGGUUGAGGGCCGAAGGAGUAGGUGCUAAUGAGGAAAGCAAAGAAGUCGAUGAGAUGCAGGCUCUGGAGAAGAGGGCAGCCGUGGUGGCAGCCGAGGCAGAGAAGGAUAAACCUCAGAUGAAGGAGAAGAUCCUCUUUGUCAGGUCUGACGCCUCCCGCACAGAGUUAGCAGAGCUGACGCUUCAGAAUAAUCCAGACGAGAUCAACAUAGGAGAUGAGGAUUCAGAAGAGGAUAUGGAGCCUGAUGAGGUGCAGCUGGAGCAGAAAUCGAUCCCUUCAUCGGUCUUCUCUGGUCUCGCUGAUGACUGAUUCCUUCUCCUCCCCCACCACCAAUUCAGAAGCACCAAAUAAAAGACAAACGCCAAUCUUUUCAUUCUCCUUGAUUUGUUUUUUAUAUACAAAUAAUUGCAAAAUCAUUUAAUAUAGAUAUUUAUAGUAAAUCUGUAUGUAUAUUAUAAAUACAUGUGGCGGGGCAGCUUGUCAUCAGCUAUGGAGUCCAGACUCGCUGAGACAUUGCCGCCUACAAUUCAUCCAUGUUAUCUGUAGUAUGUUUAUAAAUAGUGUAUGAUGAGUUCUGUGGGGGUGUGACCUUAAUCCUCAGGGGCAGGACUUGCCCUGACCUUUUCUUACUAUGAGAAUGUGGGGAUGAAUAUGUGGUAGAUAUUCCCCUUCCUUUAGGGGACCAAAGAAUUCAAACAUUUCUCUACUACCUUCAGUACACCAACCCUACAGCUACUGUAUAUGCCUAAGCAAUAAUGUAUAGGGAGCUUUCCAAGUAGCAGAUUAUAAAACCUGACUCCAUAGAGUUUAUGUUCUACAGAGCCCACCAACUGUAUUAUAAAGUGUGCUUCUGCAGAGCAUGGUCUUUCUCCCUGCAAUUUUAUACCAUCUUUCUUUGUGCUGAUCAUAAGGACUUAUUAAAGUGAAAAAGCAAGUUGCUUGGGGCUGACAUUUUCUAAGUGUGGUAAGAUGCAAGACAGUAUCUACCACUGCUUUAGUAGCUAUAGCUUAUGCAUAUGGGAGAAAGGUAUGUUUUAUUAGCCAAUUUCCUAGAGAUGGCUCACUAUGUACAUGCACCAGGCUUGCAGAUCUAGUCCAGAAUAGAAUCCCAAACAAAAGCUGUCACAGCCCCUAUGCUUAUUAGGGUAGAUCUACAGGGCCUGUGUCAAGCAUCUGCCCCCGUGACCAUUUCCCAAGUGGAUACAGACCAGGAAGCUUAUGGGAAAGAAGUGAAUUUACGUAAAGGGUCAGAACAUGUGCAGCCCAUAAUUAAUUCCCACCACAAUUCAAUACAUAUAAACAGCGUCUGUCCAGGUUUCAGCCUGGAUCUUUAGAAUAUACAAAUAUUAUCUACAUUUUAGAGACCGAAGAAAAGAGUUCAUUCUCCACGUAGUGGCUAGAACGUAUACAACACCAACAUUUCUUUCUUCACUGUUUUUGUCAAAGUCAGGGGCAUCUAGGCUACUAGGAUCCAGCCCCUGUAACUUAGGAUUUAGUAAAACAAAGAAAAAAAAAUAUUACUGGAAAAAACAGGCUCACCAGCUUACAUUUAUAUAUAUAAAAAAAAAAAACUUCCUACAUGAAGCUCUCCAAAAGUUGGAGGAAAUAUUUUAAAGCAUGAUGUAAGCGAGCACAGAUACAAGACAAGGGCAGUUCAUUAAGCAGAUACAUGGCACUGGACAUGCGGCACAACACUGAACUGUGAGCUACCGGUGGAGGCAUAUAUGAGAUGAUGGGCAGUUGCUAAAGGCAAGGCAUGGAAUAGUCCAUGGCUGCACUUCACAUGGUGAAUAGGCAGUGAAAGAAGGUGCUAAAUAAGUUAAGGGCAGUAAACCAUUGUGCAUAAAAACUAGUGGUCAAAGUAGCCAUGCAGACACCUAGCUACCUUCAGCAGAAAGUAGGUCACCACAAGUCAACUCAGAAGGUAGCACGCAAACACAAGAUAUAAAGUAAGAAUGCAAAAAAAAAAAAAAGCCAUCUUAAAGAGCAGACAGAUCUGUAAUUUUGUACUGUAUAAGGUGUAGAAGGCACAGAUGGAAAAACUGGUGUGGACUGAUAUGUGGCACCAAGUUCAUGGAAGGCACCAGCUUGGCACAUCAGAGUU